AUGGAUUUCCUUUCUAGGCCAACAAAAACAUGGACUUGUGAUGAAGUGGCAAGCUGGGUAUCAUCGGUAACCGGUAAUGAGGAUUGUGCGAAUACUUUUCGUAAUCAGGAUAUAGACGGCCAGUCUCUGUUGUUACUGCCAGAUAAUGCUCAUAAUAAUUUGGUAACGCUACUGGGAUUGAAACUUGGCCCAGUAGUGAAAAUUUUGAAUGCACUCAAAGAAUUAUCAAGCAAAAGUAUCAAUGCCACAUAA
This is a messenger RNA of Brugia pahangi, 252 nucleotides long. The record is from the annotation of a GenBank genome assembly. NCBI's taxonomy places the organism in Eukaryota, Metazoa, Nematoda, Chromadorea, Rhabditida, Onchocercidae.